This is a messenger RNA of Cladophialophora psammophila CBS 110553, 954 nucleotides long. RefSeq lists its product as uncharacterized. The transcript is spliced from 3 exons. The record is from RefSeq and is a predicted model, not a curated record. NCBI's taxonomy places the organism in Eukaryota, Fungi, Ascomycota, Eurotiomycetes, Chaetothyriales, Herpotrichiellaceae. Gene Ontology annotation, cellular component: SAGA complex. The coding region runs from base 1 to 954 and encodes 317 amino acids.
AUGUCAUCCCGCCCUCGAGGGGGUCGCGGAACGAGUGGCCGAGAUGGGAAAGACACGGAACUUGAGAAUGAUAUCCUCACUAGAGUCCUUGAGAGCCUGCGUAAGGCCAAGGACUACAAUGACAAGUGCAAAAAGAUCGGCCAAGAUAUCAUGGCUCUGGAAGAAGAGAUCAAAGGAUCCGGAACCGGUACUCCUGAACAAUAUCGACGGCUUGACGCUCUUUACCGAGAAAAUGUCCGAUAUGCGGACUUGGAGAAGAAGGUCCACGAUGACGACGACAUCAUCAACAAUCUUGCCAUCCUAGCGACCAUGAGAUCCGGCGACGAACCCGCACCCCGGAACGGCCAACCCAAAUCACGGAAGCAGCAGCGGCCUCCUGUUGAUUCAGAAGCUGUUGACUCUCCCGGGCCCAGUCCGGGAGACGGUCGUCUAGAAAUGAUGAAACGGGUUAAGGGCACGUCUCAACGAAGUUCAAGCACAGCAAGCCAAAGCCGAGCUGCCUCAAAUGCCAGGGACGACGGAGGUGAGACGCACAAGGGGCUCCAAGCGGAAAGGGCAGGCCAGUUUGUAGCUGGAGCAGAAGUCUUCUACAAAUUUCCAAAGGACCAACAAGAGCAAGAAGAAGGCGUCGGUAUUCAUGGCAUUAUCAAGAAAGUGUGGCAGGACAAGAAGCCGAUACAAUACGACGUAAGAGACCCAGAGGAUGAUCCCACCGGAAAGCAGACAGUGCGCAAGGCCACAUUCAGAGACCUGGCACUCAUCCCGCAGACAGCCCCUAGUACUCAACAGUUCUCGGUGGGAACGACGGUGUACGCCAAAUAUCCCGAUACCGAUACCUUCUACCGAGCUAAAGUCAAGAGCUUCCAGAAACCCAACUACAGCUUGAAAUUCGACGAGGAUGUACAGGAGAUGCUCGUCGAUGCACGGUUCGUCCUACCUUCCGGGUUGAAGUAG